AUGGCUUCCUACGAUUCUGAUUCUUCCGACGGCGAGUUUGAGGAGACAAACGUCCUUCUCGGAUACGCUUCUAAAGAAGCCGAUGAUGACACUGUUAGCAAACUCGGUGGUCGCCCUGACUGGUUAGAUAACAGCGCUCCCAGCGCAGCCUACGCACGAUGUAAAGUCUGCAAGGACUUUAUGGCUUUGAUCCUUCAACUCAACGGCGAACUUCCCGAGCGAUUUCCUGAACAUGAGCGACGACUUUUUGUCUUUGCGUGUAGGCGACAGACCUGUCGGCGCAAAGAGGGCAGCAUUCGUGCAUUGAGAAGUGUACGAGUAUGGAAGGAGGAUAAACCCAAGGAGGAGAAGAAAGUUGAGGAAGAGAAGCCCAAGAACGACGGACCUGGACUGGGCGACACACUAUUUGGUUCAAAGGGCUUAGGAAGUGCCUCCAACGCAAACCCCUUCUCCAGAAAUGCCAACCCUUUUAGCACCUCCAGCAACCCUUUUGGCUCUGGAUCUAACCCCUUCUCUUCUUCCAACUCACAACCUGAGCCGGCCAAGCCUGUUUCUUCAGAGCCAGCUAAAUCUGCCUCUCCCAAGCCAGCAGCUGCCUCACUCACAAAGAGCUUUGCCGAGUCUCUUAAUAUCCAAGAUACCCCGGCGACACCACCUUCGCCCUCUGAACCCUGGCCUGCAGAGGAUGCCCAGGCGCAACCUUACCCUACUUUGUAUCUUGCCGAUGCCGACUUUGAGACUCUGGACCCUACAACGACGAACGUUCCCGCCAACGCCCGUCUCGAAGCCGCCGACGCAGCGGAGCCUUCUAUAAUCGACCGUGAAGCUUUCGAGUCGUCUAUGGAUGCCACAUUCCAGAAGUUCGCCGAUCGUCUGGCGCAGAACCCUGAUCAAGUUAUUCGAUAUGAGUUCGCAGGUACUCCCCUGCUGUACUCAAAGAAGGACGCUGUUGCUGUAGCUAUCAACAAGGGCGAUAUUCCUCGAUGCCCUAACUGCAAAGCCAGAAGAGUAUUUGAGGUGCAGUUGACGCCAAAUGCAAUUGCCGAGCUUGAGGCCGACGACCUGAGCCUGGAGGGCAUGGAGUGGGGUACUAUUAUUGUUGGCGUGUGUGAGAAGGAUUGCUCCCCCAGAGGAACACCAAUUGGUCAGGUUGGAUAUGAGGAAGAAUGGGCUGGCGUACAAUGGGAAGAACUGUCCAAGGGCAACUAG
Molecule: messenger RNA, 1209 nt
Organism: Fusarium pseudograminearum CS3096
Lineage: Eukaryota; Fungi; Ascomycota; Sordariomycetes; Hypocreales; Nectriaceae
Exons: 2
Coding region: 1-1209 (402 amino acids)
Biological process (GO): maturation of SSU-rRNA
Cellular component (GO): cytoplasm
Source: RefSeq, a predicted model, not a curated record